Messenger RNA from Chelonia mydas (Green sea turtle), 451 nucleotides. Its product is annotated as COMM domain-containing protein 6-like. The record is from RefSeq and is a predicted model, not a curated record. Gene Ontology annotation, molecular function: NF-kappaB binding. NCBI's taxonomy places the organism in Eukaryota, Metazoa, Chordata, Testudines, Cheloniidae.
CCACGGUCAGAGCAAUAUGGCCACAGUGGGACAGAUUAUAGAUAUUCAGUGGAAACUGGGAAUGGCAGUGAGCUCUGACAGCUGCAGGUCUCUUAAGUAUCCUUACGUUACAAUGACACUAAAAGUGGCAGCCGUGGGCCAGAUAAUGAGCAGAUCUUUUGAAUUGACAAUCCCACAGUUCCAGGACUUCUUCAGACAUUUCAAGGAAAUGGCAGCUGUUCUUGAAACAGUUUGAGCAAAACUGUUUAAACACUUCAAAGACACACUUUACUUGAUCCAAAUAAGCCUUCCUAUCUUGCACAAGUAAUUAAGUGUCAAUGUUUAAGUAAGGUAUGUAUUCUCAUGGUCCUGUCAAGAAUAUUUUUCAAUAUCUUCCUUUUUUUUGGAUCACACUGAAAGCUUUUUUUAUUUAUGUAACUUUUCUUCUAAAUAUAUGAAAGAACAAACUCUU